This is a messenger RNA of Mugil cephalus (flathead mullet), 3440 nucleotides long. RefSeq names its product engrailed homeobox 2b (gene en2b). Bases 476 to 1279 code for a protein of 267 amino acids. Gene Ontology annotation, biological process: regulation of transcription by RNA polymerase II; multicellular organism development; neuron differentiation. The transcript is spliced from 2 exons. Gene Ontology annotation, cellular component: nucleus. Gene Ontology annotation, molecular function: RNA polymerase II cis-regulatory region sequence-specific DNA binding; DNA-binding transcription factor activity, RNA polymerase II-specific. Lineage: Eukaryota; Metazoa; Chordata; Actinopteri; Mugiliformes; Mugilidae. The record is from RefSeq and is a predicted model, not a curated record.
ACGUCAUGGCAGCAUCUCGUAGCCAAUCAGAAAUGAAAACCAAAAAUCCGUAGUGAAAGUAUUUGAGCGGCGUCUUUAUCAGGGCACUUUAUUGCUGCUGAAGCCAUCAAUAAUUGUGUGCAGGGAGCCGUAAAAAUUUGGAUAGCCUACACUGUGGUAUACAACUAUUUCUCUUUUUUUUUGAGUUGGGAAAAGAAAAGCUCCAAGGCCAGACAUGAGAAAGAGGUUCUUACCAGAAUCUGAAGCAUGAUUUUUCUUUGUCAAUAUCAUCCUAGCCGCGUAUUCUCAGCAAAACCAUACAAACUCUGCCUCCAAAAAGGAAUUCGUUUUUCCCCUCGCCGUUCUUGUUUUCUAAUUUUGAACACAGGACAGGGAUUUUGCUAAUUAAUAAUAAAGUGAACAGGACGCAUCCGGAAACUGGAAUUACAAUAUUGUAGAAGGAAGAGGGUGCAGAGAGUGACCAGACUUUAUCAUUAUGGAAGAAAAUAUUCGCCAAAACCAGGAGCGCCCAGAGGACUCCGGAGAGUCCAACCGGGCCAUCCUGCCUCUGCUCCAGCCACCUGGCAACCAGUCCCACAGGAUCACCAACUUUUACAUCGACAACAUUUUAAGACCAGACUUUGGUCGAAAGGGGAAGGUUGGGACUUUAGUUCGGGAGGGAGACAGUCUGGGAGUGAUCAUACGAAGAGAGGAGCUGACAGGGAGGAAGCCUUCUAAAACGGUCCACCUGCGUCAGGAAGGAUCGGGAGGAGAGGAAGAGGACCCGGGAGUGGCUGACGACCAGCAUCUGGACACUGAGACUAGGGGGUCUGAACUGAUAGCCGGCGAUGAAUCGGGGAGUGACCGGGGAACCGGCGAGGACCGGUGCCGCAGCCCUCAGGCCAGCACGGCCCCAACGGGCAAACCGAUGCUUUGGCCAGCCUGGGUUUAUUGUACUCGCUACUCGGACCGUCCAUCAUCAGGGCCCAGAUCCCGCAAACCAAAGAAAGCGCCCACUCCAAGUAAAGAGGACAAGCGGCCCCGGACGGCCUUUACGGCAGAGCAGCUCCACCGGCUAAAAACCGAGUUCCAGAACAACCGGUACCUGACAGAGCAGCGGAGGCAGAGCCUGGCCACCGAACUCGGCCUCAACGAGUCCCAGAUCAAAAUCUGGUUUCAGAACAAGCGGGCAAAAAUCAAGAAAGCCACCGGGAAUAAAAACUCUCUGGCGGUGCAUCUCAUGGCGCAAGGACUAUACAACCACGCCGCGUCCAAGGACGCCAAGUCGGACAGUGACUAGAGGGCACACGCGGAGGAGAGGGGAGGGGAGGGGAGGGGGAGGGGGUUCUUGAACCAUGCAAUAAAAUCAUUCCAGUACCAGCAUUCAUAUUUAAAACUAAACCAGUGACAACGACGUGACGUUUGUUUGUCUUCCGUGUGUGUUCAUGUGAGGUGUGUAAGGGUGUGUAAGGGUAACAUGUACCCAGGCCGACUGACGGCGGCCAAUCAAAGUCAAAGAUGGUGCUGCGUUCAUGUCACAGCCAGAAAUGGGACGAUUUUCCCAGUUUUCCCUUUACAAACCAUGUCCUCCGUGCACAAGUCAUUCAUCUGCAGUGUUUGUUAUUUAUUUAGAUGGUUUAAAUGGUCAAAGGGCUGAUCGUUCACUUGCAAGGCCAAAUAAAACCCCAUAGCCCACAUCUAAAACCCGGUGGUUUCUCUGGAAAAAACAAACAAACAAAAACAAAAACAACAAAAACAACAAAAAACAAAAACAACAAAAAAACAAGCCUAUCGCCCCUUUGCCCCCCCCAGCAGAAUCAUUACAUUUAUGUUUGAAUUAAAACAGUCAAGAAGUUCAUUGUAUAGACUAUCCGUUUUGAAAACUGCAGACGUGGCUAAACGUUUUAGGGAUUGAGACGAAUGCUGGGCAUCAGGCUAGCCCACCUUUUAAACAAUUUACCAUGCCCUCUCGAAUUACCAUCAAGUUACUUUACCUCAGACAAGUAGGCUGUUUGUUUUCCCCUCUAAAUUUUAGAAAGCCAUAUUUGAUUUCUCCUGAAUUCACGACUCUGUCCAUUAUGUCCGGUCUUCAGUGGUUGGACACCCAGAGUAAAGCGAAUAGAAUAUGAACUACAAACUGCGCAAUUCUAUUUGUUCUGACAAUUAAACCUGUCAGUGUGCGAUCCUACUCUAUGUAUCUGAAAACAAAAAAGAACAUAAAAUAAAUCCAGACCUAUUUAAUGGACCACUAUGUGUAAAAGUUAAAGCAUAGUUUCAGAGGUGGGAAAAGUGAAGCGGGGACAUCUAUGAGCCGUGGAGGACGGGGUGAGCUCGAGGGACGAGGGAGCUGGACCGUUACCACCACCAGGCUCCCUGCUGACUGUGCCAUUAAACUGUAGUCUACGCUAAAAAUCCAAAGAUUCUUCCUGCUGCAUUCUGGAAACUGUGAAGUGAGGAAAUAGCCUGCUUUGUGUUCUCUGUGUUUCUAACUACUUUCUGACUCUGUUCGGCUGCUUUCUGGUGUUUUCUUAUUUGUUCUGUUGGCGUGCUGUAGCCUAGUGAAUGUUUACCUGCAGGUCAUGGCUGAAUUCUGGUGUGAGUAAAAUAAGCCUUUUAGCGGCCUUCAAUGCGCCACGAAAUGUGCGAAUGUAAGGACAUGUUUUACACAUGAAAUUAAAGGUCUACUUUAUCUAAGACGUCUGAUGAACAGUGUUUAACAAAAACAAAACAAAACAAACAAAAAAAAUAUAUAUAUAUUGUCUUCAGAAAAGAAUCGGCAACGCAAAACUGAACUUUGAGGUGAUUUAACUAUUUGUUAAAUGAUUAUAACAACUGAAAUAGAACGACCGUUGAAACAUUAUCAUUUCUCUAGAACUCUAAAAGUUUCAGACUGUUGCUCUCCACCCUUAUCCUGGACCUACAGUAGGCCUAUGCUAUAUGUACACUCACAAAUGUUCAGGAAAAAGGUUUUAUUUGUUGUUAAGAAAGACCGUUAUAUUAUUAUUUAUAACAAACACCUUUAGUCGCGUGGAAGUGGGGCUAGGGAGUGUUGACAUAACUUAUUUUUCUGCAAUAACUUCUUUGAAUGCAACACCUUUGCUGGGUUUACUUAAUGUUGAACCAAAUCAAGUCUUACGAUGCAGUGAAUGUUCUUUUUUCUUUUUUUGUUCUUUUUUGUUGUUUAGGUUUCUAGUUCGUUUUUCUUCCUUUCAUUUAGAAUGCUGAAUAAGCUUCUGCCUUAAAGUUAUGUAAAUACAAGCCAGAAAAAAAUAUAGGGCUACUCUGUUGUAAAGAAAGAACAGCUGUGGGUCGUUUUCUAAGCCGCAAAUGGGAUUUUUUAAAAGACAAAAUAUCAGCUGUUUUUUUUUCUGCUACAGCUGAAUUUCUCUUUUAUAUUGAACUUGUAAAUAUUUAUAUGAUAAUGGUGUGAUGGUAAAUAAAGGACAACAAUGCGGGUUUGA